Meleagris gallopavo (turkey) is the source of this 13375-nucleotide messenger RNA. It is a transcript of the gene CHD6, whose product is annotated as chromodomain helicase DNA binding protein 6. The record is from RefSeq and is a predicted model, not a curated record. Gene Ontology annotation, molecular function: protein binding; ATP binding. NCBI's taxonomy places the organism in Eukaryota, Metazoa, Chordata, Aves, Galliformes, Phasianidae.
AGAGUGGUGGUGCUCCUUGGCAGGUGGUGGUGAAGCUCCAAGGCCGGGCCAGGUGCUCAGGCAGCAGAAACUUUAGAGCACCAGGCCAUGCGCAGACAGACGUGGCCCUUACCUCCCCUCCAGCUUGGCCCUGGCUGGUGAUGGUGGAUCCAUGGGGUUGUUACCAAAAACUGUAACCAAGAAAACUCUCCAAACCUAAUGAUAGUUUAGAAAGCUGGCACUGACUGUUACAGCGCUGGGUGCAUGGGGAUCUUGCCACAAAGCAUGCACAUCCCAGAGCUAAAUCACCCUCAUUAUAUACAUCUUAAGUCUCUGAAUUUAAGUCUUUUGAUAUCAGAACAUUCGGAACACUGUCAAUGGCAGUUCCCUGGUGUUUGGAUUCACACGUGGCCACCGUGGCUCUGGUCAAUGGCCAGCUCACACAGCCAGGAGCGCAUCAUGCCUGUUGCUGCAGGACCCUGCAAGGACCCAAGGGGACAGCCUCCUGAGUGGGCAGCUCUGACUGUCAGGAGACCAAGCACCUCUGCUGAUGCUGGCAGUGACUUUGCUGGGCUUUUCCUUUUCCUUGUGCUGGAAGGACUUUGUCUUUGUCAGAGCUGAUAUCUCUGUUAAAGUCUCCUCUGGGACUAAUGAGCAUCUCAGCUUUGAUUUUCCAAGACAGAUGUAUACACUGGCUUCAGUGCUGUGGAAAUCAGCUGGGUGUUUUGUAGGGCUGGUGUUGGGUAUCUGCUGGAACCAAAAGCUAGGGCAUAGCAGACCUGAGUCUGGGCUUGGGACUGCUCCUGAGCAUGACAUGGGCUUGGUCAACACAGCUCUGACCUGUGGCUGUGGCCUGUGGGGAUAGCACCUGGGCUGUGUCCCUGCCAAGGUGUGUGCCAAGAAGUGCCACAUGUGCUUCAUAACAUCAGUCACAGGGAAACAUUCUCCAGUGUCCCCUCUUGAACCUGUUUGCUUGUCCCCUCCUGUCCCUGUGCCUAUUCAGAGCUUGCCAGCAACAGGCCAGGCCCUUGCUGGCCACUGCUGCGUGCCAGUGCUGCUGGCUGUGGCCAGCACGGGGCUGGGCUGCUGCCAUGCCUCCUACUGCCCUCCGGGUCUGGGGCUGCCUGUGUUCUGCCAUGCUGUGGUGAGCUGCAGGAGUGCUUUUUGGUGCUAACUUUUCCCAGGGGAAAGUUACUUGUGGAAACUGUGUGCACAUAUUGUGUGUGCAGCAGAGUCUGCGCCUGCUCUCUGGGGAAAUGAGACAUAAGGAAUGGGCAGCCCCAAGCAAUGCUGGGUGAUGCUGGAAGUAGGGGGCUGGGCUAGUGGGAGGCCAGGGUUGAUGGCAGCAGGGCCCAGCAGCCCCCAGUUGGGCUCUGGAGCAGCCACUGACUCUGUGGGCAUCUUGCACAUCAUCUCUUGCAUCCCCCUGCCCUCAUGUUCAGCCGUUGGCACCGCCUGGGUCUAAAGGAAGCUGUACAGAAAGUGGUGAUCGUGCUGGUGCAACACUAAACGUGUCUGAUCCAUAAUGUAUCAUGUUUGUUUUAUUUGAGUCAAAGAACAUGAAGAGUAGGAAGAGAGUGCUAGUGCCUUCAAGAGUUGGAGAGUCCAGAUCCAUCUUCUGGGCUACCUCGAAAGAAAAUCUGUGAAUGAAAAGCUGGGAAGCAGAGCCAGGGCUAAGAGCAUAUCCAGUCUGGGGAUCUGGACGGGUACAGUCUGAUGGUGAGGAAGGGAUAACUGGAGGCCUUGGAGCCUCCUGCAGCUCAUAGGCCUCUGAAAGCUGAACCUAUCCCAGAUUUUAGCAUUUCUUGCUCUGAGCAAACCCUUGGGCUGGGGCUGCUCUCUACUGGAGCCUGGCAGGAUUGUUUUGAAGGUUUGGCUGCUCAGCCUGAUACUUCUGCCUGGGCCUUUAUAGGCAGCUGUGCAUGUCUGCCCAGCCUGUGUGAGCUCCUUGUCCUCUGUCCUUUCUGGGCCAUGUCUUGGUGGACAUACAUUUCUGACAGACUUGGCUGUAAGGCGGGGAGAAGUUCUGCACCAUCCUUUCCAGAUGUCAUCAAAAUCCUCCGUGCUCAGCUGGUAGCACUUAGAUGCCUUUACUGCCACCAAGCUUGGCUUCCCCAUGGGACAUACUGGCCUGGUCUUUGCUGCAUAACCGGGAUGGGAAUUGGAAGCCUUUGGCUCUUCCUGGUGUGGCAGGGUUGAGCUGAGGAGGCUGGGAAGGACCAGCAUCACCGCAUGGGAUUGAUCUCCUUGGAUGCCUCUGACAUUGGGCUCUUGAUCUGGGAGGAGUCCCAGCAGACCAGAGGAGAGCAGUGGCUGUGGGUUUUGGUAAUGCCUGUUGCCAGCUUGGAGCCUGUGCUGGGCAGGGGGGUUCAGCAUGGGUGAGGGGAAGGAUCAGUGGUCUGUGGUGAGCCCAUGUGCCGUACUGUGUGGAGUGGGGUUUGCGCUAUAUGGGAGGCAAAUGAGGCACGUGUUUGUGAACUUUGUGUCUCAAAUGCUUGUCAAAUAUUUCUGGGUUCCUUGGCUCCCAUUCCUGGCGCUGUGGGAGCAGACAACUGCUGGCCCUUCAGCAGUGUCUGCUGGAGUGGGGGCUCCCACAAGGCCUGACAGCUUUGUUGGAGCACCAUGGAAAGGCUGCAUUGGGUAGGGUGUGGAGCUGAAACUACGCUGUGUCCUCUUGACUGUCCCCAUGGUGAGCAGCUCCAAGCCAGGGAGAGCAACAUGGAUCUCAGAAAUAACAUUCAUCCCUGAUUUGAUGAUAAUGAAAAUACAGAAAAAAGACAAGCAGCCACCCAGCUUAAAAGUGCUGAGCCGCUCCCCAAUGUCGGAUGCCUCGGACACCUGGGAGUGCAAGGCGCAGGGCCCCUUGGCCGGCAGCGAGGAGCAGCAGUCCCACAGGGCGACGGCCACAGAGGCAGGUGGGCAGUGCCUGUGCCCUGAGGAGCAGCCUGACGGGGCUCUGCUGCGGCGGCCAAGCGCCCAGAACGGGAUGCAGGACACUGGGGCUGUGGGCACGGGGGUGAAGAAGAAACGGAAGAAAAAGGAUUUGGGAGAGCAGGAAGGAGGAGAAAAAGCAGCUGUGGAGGUGAAACCAAAGAGGAGAAGAGAGCCUAAAGAACCAAAAGAGCCUAAAAAGGCCAAGGAGCCCAAGAAGCAGAAGGAGCCCAAGCAGAGGGAGGUGACCAAGAAGCCCCGGAAACCUCGGGAACCCAAAGCUCCCAAGGAGCCUAAAGACAGGAAGAGCGGCUCUGAGCCCGGCCCCAGAACAAGGCCGAAGAAGAGCAGCAAGGAGCAGGGGCCCACCCCCGUGGAGAAGAAGAAGAAAGGGAAGAGGAAAAAUGAGAUCCCAGUGGACAGCUUGGAUUUGGAUCAGGAUCUUCUGAGCCCAUCAGUACAGAGCCCUGAGGAGUCUGCGGAGUCAGCUGACAGCCAGAAACGACGCUCUGGCCGGCAGGUGAAGAGGAGGAAGUACAAUGAGGACCUGGAUUUCAAGGUAGUGGAUGAUGAUGGCGAGACGAUAGCUGUGCUGGGAGCUGGGCGAACCUCCGCGCUCUCUGCCUCCACUCUGGCAUGGCAGGCUGAGGAGCCUCCUGAGGAUGAUGCCAAUAUCAUCGAGAAGAUCCUUGCCUCAAGGAUGGUGCAGAAGGAGACUCAUCCUGGAGGCCUGACGUUCGAGAUGGAGGAAUUCUACGUCAAGUACAGGAACUUCUCCUACCUGCACUGUAAGUGGGCAACUCUGGAGGAGCUGGAGAAGGACCCCCGGAUAUCCCAGAAAAUAAAGCGCUUCCGAAACAAGCAGGCUCAGAUGAAGCAUAUUUUUACAGAGCCUGAUGAGGAUUUGUUUAACCCAGACUAUGUGGAGGUAGAUCGAAUUCUGGAGGUGGCUCACACAAAGGAUCCUGACACUGGAGAGGAGGUGACUCACUACCUUGUGAAGUGGUGCUCGCUGCCCUAUGAGGAGAGCACCUGGGAGCUGGAGGAGGAUGUUGACCCAGGGAAGAUAAAAGAGUUUGAAGCCCUCCAAAUCCCUCCAGAAAUCAAGCACAUGGAGCGCCCAGCAUCUGAGUCCUGGCAGAAACUGGAGAAGUCCCGAGAGUAUAAGAAUAGCAACCAGCUGCGGGAAUAUCAGCUGGAGGGAAUGAACUGGCUGCUCUUUAACUGGUAUAACAGGAAGAACUGCAUCCUGGCUGAUGAGAUGGGGCUGGGGAAGACAAUCCAGUCAAUCACCUUCCUCUCAGAAAUCUUCCUGAUGGGCAUCCAUGGCCCCUUCCUCAUCAUCGCUCCCCUCUCCACCAUCACUAACUGGGAGAGGGAGUUUCGCACCUGGACAGAGAUGAAUGCCAUCGUGUACCACGGCAGCCAGAUCAGCCGGCAGAUGAUCCAACAGUAUGAGAUGGUGUACAGGGACACACAGGGCAACCCUCUCCCUGGGAUCUUCAAGUUCCAGGUGGUUAUCACCACCUUUGAGAUGAUCCUUGCCGACUGCCCGGAGCUGAAGAAGAUCCAGUGGCGCUGCGUGGUCAUUGAUGAGGCUCAUCGCCUGAAGAACAGGAACUGCAAGCUGCUGGAGGGGCUGAAACUUAUGGCCCUGGAGCACAAGGUGCUGCUGACAGGCACCCCCCUGCAGAACUCAGUGGAGGAGCUCUUCAGCCUCUUGAAUUUCCUGGAGCCACAGCAGUUUCCCUCAGAGACAGCCUUCCUGGAGGAGUUUGGGGACCUGAAGACAGAAGAGCAGGUGAAGAAGCUGCAAUCCAUCCUGAAGCCCAUGAUGCUGCGACGGCUGAAAGAUGAUGUAGAGAAGAAUCUGGCACCCAAGCAGGAGACCAUCAUUGAGGUGGAGCUGACCAACAUCCAGAAGAAAUACUACCGGGCCAUUUUGGAGAAGAACUUCUCCUUUCUGUCCAAGGGUGCCAACCAGCACAACAUGCCCAAUCUCAUCAACACCAUGAUGGAGCUGCGGAAGUGCUGCAAUCACCCAUAUCUCAUCAAUGGGGCAGAAGAGAAGAUCCUGGAAGAUUUCCGUAAAACACAUAGCCCGGAGGCACCAGACUUCCAGCUGCAGGCGAUGAUCCAGGCAGCUGGGAAACUGGUGCUCAUCGACAAACUGCUUCCCAAGCUGAUUGCUGGUGGACACAAGGUGCUCAUCUUCUCCCAGAUGGUGCGCUGCCUUGACAUCCUGGAAGACUAUCUCAUUCAGAGGCGGUACACCUAUGAGCGAAUCGAUGGGCGGGUGCGUGGCAACCUGCGCCAAGCUGCCAUCGACCGCUUCUGCAAGCCUGACUCGGAUCGCUUUGUCUUCCUACUGUGCACGCGGGCAGGUGGACUGGGCAUCAACCUUACUGCUGCCGACACCUGCAUCAUCUUUGAUUCAGACUGGAACCCACAGAAUGACCUCCAGGCUCAAGCUCGCUGCCACCGGAUCGGGCAGAGCAAGGCAGUGAAGGUAUAUCGCCUCAUCACCAGGAACUCCUACGAGCGGGAGAUGUUCGACAAGGCCAGCCUGAAACUGGGCCUGGAUAAGGCUGUGCUGCAGGACAUCAACCGCAAGGGCGGCACCAAUGGGGUCCAGCAGCUCUCAAAGAUGGAGGUGGAGGACCUGCUGCGGAAAGGUGCCUAUGGUGCUCUCAUGGAUGAAGAGGAUGAAGGAUCCAAGUUCUGCGAGGAGGACAUUGACCAGAUCCUGCAGCGCAGGACGCAAACCAUCACAAUCCAGUCCGAGGGGAAGGGCUCCACCUUUGCCAAGGCCAGCUUUGUAGCAUCAGGCAACAGAACUGACAUCUCCUUAGAUGACCCCAACUUCUGGCAAAAGUGGGCCAAAAUAGCAGAGCUUGAUACCGAUGCCAAGAAUGAAAAGGAGAGCUUGGUCAUCGACAGGCCCCGUGUGCGGAAGCAGACCAAACACUACAACUCCUUCGAGGAGGAUGAGCUGAUGGAGUUCUCUGAGCUGGACAGUGACUCGGAUGAGCGACCCACUCGCUCACGGCGCUUCAAUGAGAAGACGCGGCGGUACCUGCGGGCUGAGUGCUUCCGCGUGGAGAAGAACCUGCUCAUAUUUGGCUGGGGACGAUGGAAAGAUAUCCUGACCCAUGGGCGCUUCAAGUGGCACCUGAACGAGAAGGACAUGGAGAUGAUUUGUCGAGCACUGCUGGUUUAUUGUGUCAAGCACUACAAAGGGGAUGAGAAGAUAAAGAGUUUUAUCUGGGAUCUCAUCACACCAACGAAGGAUGGCCAGAACCAGGCACUGCAGAAUCACUCAGGUUUGUCAGCACCAGUGCCCAGAGGCAGGAAGGGGAAGAAGACAAAGAACCAAAUGCUACUUCCUGAGAUAAAGAACGCAGACUGGCUUGCUACGUGCAAUCCUGAGGUGGUCCUGCAUGAUGACAGCUACAAGAAGCACCUCAAACAGCACUGCAACAAGGUUCUGUUGCGAGUGCGGAUGCUGUACUACCUGAAGGCUGAGGUGCUUGGGGAGGCCGCUGACAAAGCCUUCGAGGGCACUCCUGCCAGAGAGCUGGAUGUGCUGCUGCCAGACAUCGACUACGUGGAGAUCCCAGUGGACUGGUGGAACGCUGAAGCUGAUAAAUCUUUGCUCAUCGGUGUCUUCAAGCACGGUUAUGAGAGGUACAAUGCCAUGCGGGCAGACCCAGCGCUGUGCUUCCUGGAGAAGGUGGGCAUGCCUGAUGAGAAGCUGCUUUCUGCAGAGCAGGGCAUCAGCGACGGGGCUCAGGACACUGCUGAAAGGGGCACCAUGGAAAAGGAAGAAAGCAGUGGAGAAAAGCUGGAGGGGCUGCCAAAGCAGGAGGACGUGGCUGCUGGGGCAGGUGAAGCCGGCGAGAAGCGGGAUGAGCCAUCGGCAGCCCAGGAUGGCUCCGACUCAGACAGAUCCUGCUGGCCUGUCUCGUCUGCCCUCACAGCCAGGCUGCGGCGCCUCGUCACUGUCUACCAGCGCUGCAACCGCAAAGAGUUGCCUGCGCGCAGCGAGAUGCUGGUGCCUGGUAACCAUGGAUACUGGCUGCAAGAUGAGGUGUUCCGGAGAGCCUCUGAGAUGGACUCGGUGAACAAAGAGAUGCAGAAAAGGUGGACAAGGAGGGAGCAGGCAGAUUUUUACCGCACCGUCUCUUCCUUCGGGGUCAUCUAUGACCAGGAGAAAAAGACCUUUGACUGGACCCAGUUCCGAGCCAUCUCUCGUUUGGAGAAGAAAACAGAUGAGAGCUUAGAAAAGUAUUUCUACAGCUUUGUGGCCAUGUGCAAGAAUGUCUGUGGUCUCCCACUGUGGAAAGAAGAUGGUCCCCCAGAUCCCGACAUCUAUGUGGAGCCCAUCACGGAGGAGCGCGCUGCCAGAACCCUGUACCGCAUUGAGCUGCUGCGUAAGGUGCGCGAGCAGGUGCUGAGGUGUCCACAGCUCCACGAGCGGCUCAAGCUGUGCCGGCCCAGCCUCUACCUGCCCGUGUGGUGGGAGUGUGGCAAACACGACCGGGACCUGCUGAUCGGCACCGCCAAGCACGGCCUGAAUCGCACAGACUACUACAUCAUGAAUGACCCGCAGCUGUCUUUUUUAGAUGCGUACAGGAACUACGCCCAGCAUAAAAGAACAGGGAUCCCAGGCUCGGAAACUCUGUGCUGCCUGUACCAGACUAACUCCAAACUCUACAGUUCCCCUCUGUAUAGCCAGGUAGAUCGGACUUGUGAAUCCCUGGAGAAUGAGACUGAGAGUCAGAUCAAGCUGGAAAACACUGACAGCACCAUGUCCCAGGCUGGGGGCAGCCCGCCGGAUGCAAACUGUGAAACAUUCAUGUCUAAAGUUCGGGACAUCAUUUCCAGUAACUAUGAUGAGAGCUCGCUGCCGGACUCGCUGAUGUGCAUGAUGUAUGACGAGAAGGUCUGCAACAGUGAACAGAGCUCCCUCGCCCGAGACAGCCCGACCUGCACAGAUGUUGGAAGCAGCAUUGCUAAACUGUCUGAGGGCAAGCUAGAGGGGGACGAGGAUCCAUCCAGCUGUGACGCAGAGGCCAUGAGAGAGGCUUCCUUCCUGGAGGGUUUGCAGGUGGGCUGUGACCAAAUGGACUGUCAGAAUGAAGAAGCUGAGCCUUCACCUUCUACUCUUGAAAGUGACCCUUUGCGGAGCGUCCCAGCAGAGCUCUGUGAGGCCGUGCAGCAGAAGAGAGACCUCGGCAGCCCUGCGCCAGUGCUGCCUGAGCACCGUGCCAUGGAAGGGGUCAUAAGCGUGGGGCUGUACAGUCCCAGCCUUCACAACUAUGACAUGAAGGUUCCUCCUGAGCAGAGGUUCAUUAAUCUGCUGCAGGAGAAAGGAAUGGAGGCAAAAGCAGGUCCAAGUCAGAGCCACAGUGAGGAAGAUGAGGAGGAAGAGGACGAUGAUAACUCAGAGGUGGCAGCAGAUAUUGCAGAAGGCUUGAGUGGUCCAAGGGCCAGGGCCAGUUGUGACGAACUGGAGGGUGAGGAGCAGAGCCCUGGCCUCCCCACGCAUGAGGACGUUUGUCCUGAAGAUGUGAACAGUGAAAGAGGGUCCCUGGAGCUGGGGACGCUCGAAGUGCCCGCGGAGCCUGGGCCAGAGGGCAGGGAAGACCACAGCCUGGAUGAGGAGAACACCCUGCAGCACUUGCCAGGCCAGUCUCAGAGCCGGCCUUUCAGCCUGCCUGCCCCUCCGUUGGGGGCUCUGGGGACACAGCCCCUCCAUGCCGGGGGAGAAGCCUGGGGCCAAGAGGCCGAGGGGCAGGCAGGCUGCAGGGAGGCCCUGCACCCUGAGCCUCCGGGGGUGAAGCAAGAGGAGUGUGAGAUCAGAGAUGAGGAGGAGAAAACUGGCAACAGCCAGAAUCAAGAUGGCCCGGAGAAAUAUUUGGAGGAAGAGAGCAAGAGUUCAGCUUCUGUCCUGCCUGGGGAGAUUGAUGACCUGCAGGAUGCCCGGGCACCAACCAUCGCCCAGCUGCUGCAGGAAAAGACGCUUUACUCCUUCUCCGAGUGGCCUAAGGAUCGUGUGAUCAUCAACCGCAUUGAUAACAUCUGCCACGCCAUCCUGAAGGGCAAAUGGCCAUCCUCCAGCCAGCAGUUCGAGACCCAGAGCCUGCUGGCAGCCCCAGCCGUGGCCAGCAAUGCCGGCAGCAGGAACAGCUUUGCUGAAUCAGAAGCCCCCGAUCCCAGCUUCAACAAUGGAGUGUUAAUCUCACAGGUACCAAAGGAAGGCUUCCUGAACCCUGCCUUUGCAAAAGAUGAGCGGAAGCACAGGCGGCUGUAUGAAUUUGAGCUGGAGAGAGAUGCCAAGCAGAGGAGCUUGGAGCAGUUGGCAGCAGCCCAUGUUCAUCCUCCCAUUGUGCUGAACGGCUGGCGUGAUGCGGCUGUGGACCUGUCCAGAGCCUCUGAUGGAUCCCCAGGGAACUCCUCUCCUUUCCCUCUGAACACGAACAUGCCCAAGCUGGGGACUGUCAACACCCUCCAGGGCUCCCUGGGCAUGGACUUGUCCGGCAUUUUGCAGGCGGGGUUAAUCCAUCCUGUCACAGGACAAAUUGUAAAUGGCAGCCUCCGAAGAGACGAUGCUGCCAUGAGGAGGAGACGGGGCAGGAGAAAAAAUGUAGAAGGGAUGGAUCUCAUCUUCCUGAAGGAGAGGCCUCUUCCAACCAGGCUGCAGGACAUUCAGGACGAUCAGCUGCAGCCACCCCAGAACAGCCCCCUCCCAGAUGGGCCGGCAGCUGCUACCUCAACUCCGCAGCCAGUCCCAGCUGCAGGCAGCCAGGCUGAGAAGGCUGUCCCCAACAAGAGUCUCCUCGACUGGCUCCGUCAGCAGUCCGACUACACGCUUGACGUUCCCAGCUUCGGCACAAAUUUUUCAGACAAGCCCAAGCAGAGGAGGCAGCGCUGCAAGGACCCCAGCAAAUUGGACAUUAGUGCACUCACGGGCGAGGAGCGGGUGCCGGUGGUACAUAAGGGUACCGGACGGAGGGGCUACUUACCAGAAAGCAAAUUCAACCGUGUGCUGACUGAGCCGGUGCUGCGUGACGCAGGGCCGCGCCGCAGGGGGAGGCGGCCCAGAAGUGAGCUCAUCAAAGGCCCCGGCAUCGUAGCAGAUUCUUCUUCUGGAAUGGGACCAUUGUUCAUGAACGGACUGAUUGCCGGAAUGGACCUAGUGGGACUUCAGAACAUGAGAAACAUGCAAGGGAUCCCCCUGACCGGGCUGGUCGGCUUCCCUGCGGGUUUUGCAGCCGUGCCAGCUGGCGAGGACGUGAAGAGCACCCUGAGCAUGUUGCCCAUGAUGCUGCCAAGCAUGGCCACCGUUCCGCAGAUGUUUGGUGUCGGAGGGCUUCUCAACCCACCCAUGGCAACGACUUGUACCGCGACUGCUCCGACUUCCUUAACAAGCACAACAAAAAGUGGUACAUCGAACGCAGAGAAAGCUACUGAGGAUAAACAGAGCAGCCAGGAUGCGAAAAAAGAAACUCUUUCUGAAGAUAAGCCCGGCCCUAGUUCAUUUUCUAAUCAGACAGAAUCUGCAAUAACUACCAGUAGUCCUGUAGCUUUUAACCCGUUUCUUAUCCCAGGGAUGUCACCCGGACUGAUCUAUCCGUCAAUGUUUCUCUCCCCUGGCAUUGGCAUGGCGCUGCCGGGCAUGCAGCAGGCCAGGCACGCGGAGGCAGCCAGCCUGGAGAGUCAGAAGCGGAAGAGAAAGAAAGCGAAAGGGGACGCAGCGAACCCAGAACCAGAAACUGUCUCGCUGCCCGAAAAAGAAGCUGCAAACGGUCAAAACUGUACAGAGCAAACACCGCCUUUGCCAGCAGAGAAAGAGCAGGAUGUACCAGCAGAGGAGGAGGUCAAAGAAGUUAAUGAUACCAAUUAGAACUUUUGUUUCAUUGAAAAAAAAAGAUUGUGGCUUGUAAGUUUCUUAUCCCAUACCUAUUUGUUACUUAUCCUCCUGACCCCUCUCCACCUUCAUAAACCUGUGUUUCCAUGAGUAAUAUUAUCUACCUAACUCCCUGUCAGAAAACUAUGGUGACAUAUUAUAUGUUAAUAGUUGCAGGGUCUUGCCACUUUAUUAGAUAAACAGUGUUGUCUAGCUAGUGUGGGAGGCACAGAAUUCUCGUUCUGUUUUCCAGUCAUUCAUCUCGGCCGAGCAAAUCCAGUUCUUGGGCACCCCCCAAACCGCUCACACAUUUGAGAAGAAAAGGAAGUGAAAACAGAGCAAAAGCAAAGCUUUCACCUCUUGGUCUACACACUGACAGGGGUGGUUCUUUCUCCAGCGACACUGAGUGACAAAGCCUGUAUUUGGGGGUAAAAAGCACAGCUAUAGUAAGUGCUGAUGUGUAUUUUUGAUUUGAAAUAUUUCCCUAUUUUAUCAUGGUUACUAGAAUAGUAGUAUAGACAGAAGUAUAUACCUAAUGAUUGAAAAUGCAUAUAUUCAUUUCUUUGAAACAAAGAGACAUUACUGGUAGUGGUAUAAUUUCUCCAUCACCCCCACCUCAAAGGUUUGGAAACAAACAGCAGUGAGUGACGAUAUUACGUAGGCAUUCUUUUGUAUUUUUUCAAACCAAAGUUUGGUUUUACGUUAAGUGGAGUUUUCGUUGCCCUUUCCUCGAUAGUUACGAGAGCUUUUCAGCCCGAGCUGAAAACAUUUUGCACAUCUUGCAUGACUUUUUGGGAUUCCUGUAUACCCAUCGCUACCAGUUCCCCCAUGGCCCCGCUAGAAUCCCGUUCUCAUCUACGGCGUUAGUCCUCAUCUAUGGCAUUAGGAGUGCUGUAACGUUAUUUUUUCAGGCCACAAACAGGCCACACUGAUUUUAAUGCUCUUUUAUGAACACUGAGGCUUUUUGAGUUGCUGUCCAUUGGAGUCCAUGUUCAGAUGCGGCGUCUGUCAGAGCAGGGGAGGCUGCAGGCUGUGCUGCUCUGAGGGCAGAAGGACCGCAGGAUCUCCAAAGCUCGAGUUUGAUCUUCUUUCCUAGUGGUAGACUGUGAAGAGAUCACAUUUGCUUCUUCUUUCCAUUCCUCUACGUGCUGUUGAACAGUAUUUCCAAGUCCCCCCCAUCGGCAAAUGAUUUUGAUGUAUGCGUUUUAAACGGACAGGUUUUAAUGCAAUCAGUGCCCAAAAUUCUGUGUGUGUUGAGACACCUCCACAGGCGACUCCUUCGUUUCUCCUUCCCUUCACUCCUUUCGUUUCCCUUUCACUUGGGCUCGUUCUCCUUUGCAGCUCAUGGUUUGAGACUUGAAGUCAGCGCGGCGGGCGCUGGGAGCAUCAAGUCACCGGUCACACAUCUGGUCGUCACAAUUUACUGUAUUUUUUACUUAUUUUCUGUUACAGUUUUGCUAAUUUAUCGGAUGGUCCAAAUGUUUUGGCAUAACUAUUUCGGUUUGCAUUAUUUAUUUAUGCUUUCUUUUUUGUCAUUGUCUUUUAUACAUUUGGAAUGAUAAAUGGUGUACAUGUUGAAAUCAGCAUCUCAAAGAAGUCUGUUACCCACGAGCUGAAAAGUUCAUUCUUUCACGGACGUAUUCCCAGAUUCCUGGAUUGGGUGAUUUUUUAAAGUCUGUAACGAAUCACGAUGCAACUCCCCUCAAUUAAAUGUCUUCUAUUUAAUAACUUCCUCGUAGCAUAGAUACUGUAUCGCUAUCGACAGAUUUCUUAGAAAUGCUGCUAUCUCUAUUUAACUAACAUUUUGUUCAGUUUUGCCUCCAGUGGAAGCAGAAAGGGUUUUCUCAGCUGUUAAAUCCAAAAUCGAUAUAAUUUAUUUAUGUAAAAAAAAAAAUCACGAUUGAUAUAUUUUUGAACCUUUUAAGUACUAACUUUCUUUUUAUUCAGUAGAAGAACAUGUACUUGCCCUAAAUCCUUAAAAUACAAAUGCUAUAAAACUUCAUAUAUCUUCAAAGCCUUACUGUGACUGGAUGUAGACAUCUCUUCAGAGUCCAUUUCUCGCACGGGAUGGUUUUUCCAGGGUUACACUCAUAAGGAACAGGGUUUUAAGUGGCGUUUAUUUAAUUAGCUGGCAUGCUCUAUACCUUGUUCUUAUUAUCAGAUGUGUAUGCUAAGUCUCUGGGUGUUUAGGCUUCUCUUUGACUGCUACUUUGUGACCCUUUUGCAACCCGAUAUACUCUGUGGAUUCCUUAGGCUGUAAGGCAUUAAGUGGCUUCUUAUAAUUUUCCAUCCUAUCCAAAAGAAAUGCCAAAUUGUCGCCGGUUUCCAUGGAUACUCACACGAACAUCCAUCCUCCACCAAAUGUGCUAACAAAAUAAACGGUCUGUGCUCUUGGACAUGGAUAAAAAGAAAAAGAAAAAAAAAGAGAUUUAAAGGUCAGAUUUUUAUUUUUUUAAUUUAGUGACUAGAUGAUGCUUAUCUUUCAGACUUGGCAGAGCCUUGCUACAGAUGUAUAUAAUUUUUUUCAGCAAAUAUAUGUGAACGUUUAAUUCA